GUCAGGAGCAGCGGCCGGAGCUGUCCAUCAGCACCAAAGGCCGCGGGCGGGCUCAGGGCAUGGGGCCGCGGCUCUGGGGCAACCUGAGCCCCUGCUCCCGCGCCUUUCCCUUCCCCAGGUCCGGCCUGAGUCCCCGGGCCCCGCGGGACGGGAGUGCCGCCCGGUGCUGGAGGCGGAGCGGCGACGCCGCCGCGCAGAGACCGGUGUCUCCGGCCCAGCAGCCCCUUUCCCCGCAAGGCGGACUUUUACCAGACCCCAGGGCGCCGGGGCCUCUGGCGCCCAGCAACUCCGGAUCCUCCGACCCCUGCACAGCCGCUUCCGCUCAGACGCUCAGGUCGCCUCCAGCACAGGCUGACCUGGGAGGGUGACUCCCUGUGUUCCCAGCACUAUGUCAGGCACUGUGGCAACAUUGCGGUUCCAGCUGCUGCCCCCAGAGCCAGAUGAUGAUGCUUUCUGGGGCGCACCCUGUGAACAGCCCCUGGAGCGCAGGUACCAGGCAUUGCCGGCCCUCAUCUGCAUCAUGUGCUGUCUGUUUGGAGUCGUCUACUGCUUCUUCGGUUACCGCUGCUUCAAGGCAGUGCUCUUCCUGACUGGGUUGCUGUUUGGCUCAGUGGUCAUCUUUCUGCUGUGCUACCGAGAGCGGGUGCUGGAGACGCAGCUGAGUGCCGGGGCGAGCGCAGGCAUUGCGCUGGGCAUCGGGUUGCUCUGCGGGCUGGUGGCCAUGCUGGUGCGCAGCGUUGGCCUCUUCCUGGUGGGGCUGCUGCUAGGCCUGCUGCUCGCUGCUGCCGCCCUUCUGGGCUCUGCACCCUACUACCAGCCCGGCUCUGUGUGGGGCCCACUGGGGCUGUUGCUGGGGGGUGGCCUGCUCUGUGCCCUGCUCACACUGCGCUGGCCCCGCCCACUCACCACCCUGGCCACUGCCGUGACUGGUGCCGCACUCAUCGCCACUGCUGCUGACUACUUCGCCGAGCUGCUGCUGCUGGGGCGCUAUGCGGUGGAGCGACUGAGAGCAGCCCCUGUGCCCCCUCUCUGCUGGCGGAGCUGGGCCCUGCUGGCACUUUGGCCCCUGCUCAGUCUGAUGGGCGUUCUGGUGCAAUGGCGGGUGACAGCUGAGAGAGACUCCCACACAGAAGUGGUCAUCAGCCGGCAGCGACGACGUGUGCAGCUGAUGCGGAUUCGACAGCAGGAAGAGCGCAAGGAGAAGCGGAGGAAGAAGAGACCCCCUCGGGCUCCACCCAGAGGCACCCGGGCUCCUCCAAGGCCCGGGCCCCCUGACCCUGCGUAUCGGCGCAGGCCAGUGCCCAUCAAACGCUUCAAUGGAGAUGUCCUCUCCCCGAGCUACAUCCAGAGCUUCCGGGACCGGCAGACCGGGAGCUCGCUGAGCUCUUUCAUGACCUCGCCCACAGAUGCGGACUAUGAGUAUGGGUCCCGGGGGCCGCUGACGGCCUGCUCAGGGCCGCCUGUGCGGGUAUAGCAGUACAGCUGCUCCUGCCCACCUAGACUCUGCGGUCACCAGCGCUGCCAGCUAGGGGAGGCCUGCUGGCCACCACCCAGCCGGCCUGGCCCUGUAGCCUUGGGCUGUCCCUCUUCCCACCCUGGACAGGGCUGGCCUGGGUGCUGGCAGGGACAACCUUGUCUUAGGCUAGGCCUGGCCUAAGGGGAAGGCCCCCUCCCAAGCGCCGAGGGGCUCCUGAGGGACGCGGGGUGUGAGCCCCAUUGGGGUGUGCUCAGGGUUGUGAGUGUGUUACCCGUGUGUGCGUGUACGUGUGGAGGGGUGGGCUUGGAGGGGACAGUGGGACUCUUGCCUUAGAUUUCUGAUUGGUAGGGCUUCGCCAAGGUUGGCCCGGCCUCCUCUCCCACUUCUGGGGUCCCCUGGGCCACUCUCCUGCAUGUCUAAGUGGAGGAGGUCUGCCUUCCUCCCCCAUUGCUCUGCCUCUCAACCAGACUCAUCUAAGGGUUCUUGUCCUUGUUCACGGGGCAAACUGUAGCACCCCUCACCCUGGUCCCCUGUCCUCUGCAAAGCCACCAGCCUGAGGGCAGUGGCAGGGGAUGGGGGUGGGGGGUGCUGCUCUGGGUUGGGUUGGGGAGAGGGCUGGGGGGAGGGGGCUUAAAUGCACGGUGCAUGUCUGGUGUCUGUCAUGCCAGCCUGGACACCUCAUGCUUCUGUCUCCCCCACCCCACCCUGUUUUACAUCUUUUAUAAAUGUGCCAAGCGGUGUGGCUUUUGCCAGGA
This is a messenger RNA of Talpa occidentalis (Iberian mole), 2232 nucleotides long. RefSeq names its product transmembrane protein 198 (gene TMEM198). Gene Ontology annotation, cellular component: cytoplasmic vesicle; plasma membrane. Gene Ontology annotation, biological process: positive regulation of canonical Wnt signaling pathway. NCBI's taxonomy places the organism in Eukaryota, Metazoa, Chordata, Mammalia, Eulipotyphla, Talpidae. The record is from RefSeq and is a predicted model, not a curated record. The transcript has 5 exons. Bases 389 to 1474 code for a protein of 361 amino acids.